Molecule: messenger RNA, 693 nt
Organism: Penicillium odoratum
Lineage: Eukaryota; Fungi; Ascomycota; Eurotiomycetes; Eurotiales; Aspergillaceae
Product: translin
Exons: 8
Coding region: 1-693 (230 amino acids)
Biological process (GO): RNA metabolic process
Cellular component (GO): cytoplasm; nucleus
Molecular function (GO): RNA binding; sequence-specific DNA binding; single-stranded DNA binding
Source: RefSeq, a predicted model, not a curated record
AUGAUUGACCAACGCAUUUUCGAAGAUCUUCAGACAAAGAUCGACGAGGAAACCACCGUCCGCGACGAACUACACGAUAUUGUCCACACUCUUGCACGGAAAGGACGUUCCACACAGGCAAUUCUCUCAAGGGCACACUCUACCCCGACUGAUCAGAUCAAGUCCGUUCUUGACGAUGCACUUGUGGCAAUCAAUGCCCAAAAGCAGGACGUUGCCCGCCUGAAGGCUGUGGCGGACAAGCACCCUUUCUACAAGUACAAUGGCGUCUGGUCACGGGAGCUGCAGAACCUGGUUUCUUCCGUUGAGCUGUGUGCAUGGCUGGGAGGACUUGAGGAGCACAAGGGACCUGACUCCACCUCGUUUAUGACUAUCGAGGAUGUGGGAAAGUUCCUAGAAGUGCCUGUCAACCUCAAAGAGGAGGAUGCAUUCCACCUGACCAUCGAGGAGUAUCUCCUCGCGCUGAUCUCCAUGGUUGAGGAGCUAUCUCGUUUGGCUGUCAACUCCGUUACUCUGGGUGACUACGAACGGCCCAUGCAGAUCGGUAACUUCAUCAAGGAGCUCUUUGCUGGAUUUCAGCUGCUGAACCUGAAGAACGAUAUUCUUCGCAAGCGAAGCGAUGGAAUCAAGUACAGCGUCAAGAAGGUUGAAGACGUCGUCUAUGAUCUUUCGCUGCGCAAUCUCAUCCCGAAAUAA